Messenger RNA from Racocetra fulgida, 215 nucleotides. Lineage: Eukaryota; Fungi; Glomeromycota; Glomeromycetes; Diversisporales; Gigasporaceae. The record is from the annotation of a GenBank genome assembly.
AUCCAAAUAGUGAUAACGAGCAAAGAAAAAGAGACAAAAAAUUGAUUACCGGGAUUAUUGCUGACCAACAACCCUUUACCAUCGUUAAGAAUCAACAUUUUAACGAAUUUAUCCGUUUAAUUAAUCCUCGGUAUAUAGUUCCAACACGACAAGCUGCAAAAACAAUGAUCAUUGAUGAAUUUGAAGUUAGGCGAAGUAGAGUGGUUAAUGAUCUU